UUUUUUUUCUCUGUAAAAUUUUGUAUUCUUUGCUAGGAGUUUUUAGAUUUUUAAUAAAAGAAUUUUUUUCUUUGUUGUUUGUUUAUUUUUUUGGAGGAAUUCAAUCAAAAAUUAAAAAUUUAGAUAAAAUUUUUUCAUUUAAUUGGAAGAUUUCUGCGUUUUGAAGCAGCAUCCGGUUCUGUAACUUUGGUUAGUUAGAGGUUAUAUAACAGUAGUGAUAACGAUGAUGAUAAAAAUGAUGACGAUGACGACGACGAUGAUGACGACGACUAUGAAUACGUUGAUUAGGAUGAUGACGUCAUAAAGGUAGUGACGGUAAUACCGACCAAAGUAAUAAUAACAAUGCUUGUGAUGAUUGUUUUGACGAUGACGUCAUAACAAAAGUGUUGACGGAAGUGAUAAUGAUGAUGAUGAUGAUGCUGAUGCUGAUAUUUUUUGUUUAUUUACAGCAUCUUAGAAGAGCCAGUUAACCAGACAAAAACUGACAAUGGGCCACAAGGACGAAAAGAAAGAGAAAGACGAAAAGAAAGAAAAGAAGGAAAAGAAAGAAAAGAAAGAAAAAAAGGCGGAAGAAGAAGCAGCUCCUACACCAGCUGCUGAGCCUGCUCCUGCAGCGGCUGCUGAAGAGGCAGAAGAAGCAGAACCGGAAGUUAAAAGUGAACCUAAACGCAAACACGUCGGAAAUGUUUUUGCUCUCUUCAACCAAUCUCAAAUUCAGGAAUUCAAAGAGGCGUUCACAAUGAUCGAUCAGAAUAGGGAUGGAAUCAUUGAUGCCGACGACUUAGCAGCCAUCUACCAGCAAAUUGGUCGCGAAGCAGAUCCAAAAGUACUGAAGGAGAUGUUGAAGGAGUGUCCCGACAAGCUGAACUUCACUCACUUCCUCACCCUAUUCGGAGAGAAACUGCACGGUACCGAUUCGGAAACUGCCCUGAGAGAUGCCUUUUCAAUGUUUGACGAGGAGAAGAAAGGGAAACUCCACGAAGAAUACUUCAAAGAACUUCUCACCAACGUCGGAGACCAGUUUUCGGCUGCUGAGAUCAAGCAGUUAUGGAAGGAGCUGCCAAUCGAGGGAGGCAUGUUAGAUCACCAAAAACUCGUCAGGAUCAUGAAAAGAGGAAAUGAUGAUGAAUAAGAUGAUGAUGAUGAUGACGACGAUGACAAAGAUGGUGAUGAUAGGAAUGAUGAUGAAAAAGAUGAUGAUGAUGACAAUGAUGGUGAUGAUAAGAAUGAUGAUGAUGACGACGAAUGAUGGUAAUGAUAUUGUUGAUGAUGAUAGUGGUGUUUGUUAUUGGAAUGAUGAUGAUGAUGAUGGUUAUAAUGACGUUUGCAAUAGUGAAAUGCUGAUGAUGAUGCUGAUGAUGAUGAUGAUGACGAGGGGCAAAUGAACGAAACAAAAAAUUUUUCAAGAAAAUUUUUCACAUGAAGUUUAUAGUCAUACCUUUGUCUACAUAGUAUCAUUGCUGUUGUUAUUAUUACUACUAUUAUUUUAUUAUUAUUGUUGUUUAUUAUUAUUAUUGUUGUUGUUGUUUUUAUUAUUAUUGUUGUUUUUAUUUUUUUGAAAAGUUUGUAGUCACUACUAUACAAUAUAUAAUCUCAAGUGCAUAUUGAGA
This is a messenger RNA of Helobdella robusta, 1610 nucleotides long. RefSeq lists its product as hypothetical. The transcript has 8 exons. Gene Ontology annotation, cellular component: cytoplasm; myosin II complex. Bases 488 to 1132 code for a protein of 214 amino acids. Gene Ontology annotation, molecular function: myosin heavy chain binding; calcium ion binding. Lineage: Eukaryota; Metazoa; Annelida; Clitellata; Rhynchobdellida; Glossiphoniidae. The record is from RefSeq and is a predicted model, not a curated record.